AUGCACCGACUAGUCGGCGAGCUCUUUUCACGCCUCGAGGGGUCCCCGACGAGCGGCUGCUUCCUAAACAGCGGAUCGCCCCGCUCUCGCAAAAUGGAAGACGACCCUGCCGUCGAUCCGCCACGACAUCCAGUAUAUGGGUAUCAAUGCGAGCCCGCGGCCGAUACAAGUGCACGGAGCGGUGGCGAAGACUACAAGUCUGCGGAAGAAGGCGAAGAAUUUGAGAUCAUCGAGGAAAGGGCACCAAGCCCAGUAACAAGCCCACCACCGAUGCCCGAACCGAAGCUCGAAGCGCCGUUCACACCGAAGCCGACCAUGGCAAACGCCGAACGACUCCAAAAUGGGGGAAAGACUAUUCAGCGUAUUCCUGAGCGCCAAAAGACAAUGGUCGUUUCUCCGGCCAAAUCCCCCUCGAUAACCGCGGUGCAGGACAUCUUUGCCAAGGCCAAAAAGGACAGCAAUUUUGAGGAAGCCGAGCGUGCCGUCAUUUCUCUGAUGACCAGCAAUGAACGUCUCGUGGCCUCCGCAAUGGCAGCAAAAGUUGAGCAACUACAGGCAAAAUACGAUCAAUCGAAAUCCGACGUGCUUUGCCUAGAUCAUCUCGUCGACAACCUAAGACAAGGCAUCGUUCGUGCAGGCAAGGGCGUUCAACCUCUGCACACCGACAACGCCAGCUCGCUCAAAUACGAUCAGCUAAAGGUUGAACAUCAGCAAUUGCAGAAUGAAUUGAAACAGCUCUACGACACCUACCAGAAUUCAUUCCCAUACAUCGACCAACUGAAGAGCCUGAUCAAGGAUCUGAAAGAGCAGAAUGAAGACUGGAAGAAGUCGCACGAAGUUCUAAACGCCGACAUCGCAGCGGUCGGAGAAAAAUAUCAGCACCUUCUUGUUCACAGCCAGGACAAACUAAACGAUGCCAACGACCAUGUACGCAAAGUUGAAGAAAGGGCAGAACGAGACAGACUGGCCCUGGCGACCAAGCAGACUGCGAUAGAUUCUCUUAGAGGACAACUCGACGCCAAGGUCAAGGAAAACCAAGAGCUGCAGGAUAUAUGCAACGCUUUGAUGGAGAAACUCAACCAACAAGAAGACGACGGCCAAAGCGAGAUGGGAUCCAUC
Messenger RNA from Mesorhabditis spiculigera, 1119 nucleotides. The record is from the annotation of a GenBank genome assembly. Lineage: Eukaryota; Metazoa; Nematoda; Chromadorea; Rhabditida; Rhabditidae.